CUUCGUUCCACUUCAAUCCACACUCUUCUACGCAUAAGUGAUGAUUCCAUUGCAAUUUACUACGCAUUUUCACAAUUAAGAUUGUUUCUAGUAAGCCCAAUUUGAUUUUUCUCUCUGUAAUGAGUCUGCCAUCCUUUAAAUGGCUCGAUUUUCUUGUUAUUUUUUCCUUUUACUCUUCUUUUUCACCAUAAACCCUUGUCUCGCCGUUGAUCAAAUUGAUGAAUUCUCGAUCAUCGACUCGGACCUCCUCUCUUCUCACGGUGACUACUCUCCGCCUUCGCCUCCGCCGCCUUCCUUGCCGCCGCUUCCUCCGUCUCUCUCGUGUGAGGAAGAUUUAAACGGAAUUGGCUCACUGGACACUGUAUGUGAGCUCAAUUCCAGCUUCAGUUUUGACAGCGAUGUGUAUAUAGCAGGAAACGGAAGCUUCCACGUGCUUCCUAAUGUCAUUUUGAGUUGUCCUAUGAAGGGUUGCUCAAUUUCCAUCAAUGUGAGUCGUGGGGAAUUCAGUUUGGGGCAGAACGCCGGCGUAUUUACCGGGACAUUGUUUGUUUCGGCGAGGAAUGCGAGUUUCUCUAAAGGUUCAGUGGUAAAUGUCAGCGGCUUAGCCGGUCAACCCCCGGCUCAGACGAGUGGAACCCCUUCGGGGAUUCAAGGUGCGGGCGGGGGCCAUGGUGGAAGAGGCGCAAGUUGCGUGUCGGAUAAUAUGAAACUGCCGGACGAUGUGUGGGGAGGAGAUGCUUACUCUUGGUCAUCUUUGGAUAAGCCUUGGAGUUAUGGGAGUAAAGGAGGGACGACUAGUAAAGAAGAGGAUUAUGGAGGGGAAGGUGGUGGGAGGAUAAGGUUAGAGGUGGAGGAGGCCAUUGAAGUUGGAGGGAGUUUGUUGGCGAAUGGAGGUGAUGGUGGUGUAAAAGGCGGUGGAGGCUCAGGUGGAAGCAUUUAUAUCAAGGCUUAUAGAAUGACUGGAAGCGGCUGGUUAAGUGCGUCUGGGGGGAAUGGAUUUGCUGGAGGUGGUGGUGGAAGAAUUUCGAUUAAUGUUUUUAGUAGGCAUGAUGAUACAGAAUUCUUUAUUCAUGGAGGAAAAAGUUUUGGCUGUCCCGAUAACUCAGGUGCUGCGGGUACAUAUUAUGAUGCUGUUCCUCAGAGUCUAAUUGUUAGCAACCACAACAUGUCCACAAAUACUGACACACUUCUAAUGGAGUUCCCUAAACAACCACUUUGGACAAAUGUGCAUGUGCGAGAUCAUGCCAAGGCUUCUGUUCCUUUGCUUUGGAGCCGUGUUCAGGUUAGGGGACAAAUUCGCUUAUCGUGCGGUGCAGUGCUAAGCUUUGGUCUUGCGCAUUUUGCUUCGUCUGAGUUUGAAUUGAUGGCGGAAGAACUUUUGAUGAGUGAUUCAAUUCUCAAGAUAUAUGGGGCUCUUCGUAUGUCUGUCAAAAUGCACUUGAUGUGGAAUUCGAAAAUGCUUAUAGAUGGUGGUGCUGAUGCUAUUGUGGCAACAUCCUUGCUUGAGGCCAGCAAUUUGGUAGUUCUAAGGGAAUCUUCUGUAAUACAUUCUAAUGCAAAUUUGGGAGUUCAUGGACAAGGAUUUUUGAAUUUAUCUGGACCAGGGGAUACAAUUGAAGCACAGCGUCUGAUCCUCUCAUUGUUUUUUAGUAUCAAAGUUGGACCUGGAUCUAUUCUGCAAGGUCCCCUGGAAAAUGCCAGUGACAAUGAUAUGGCACCACGGCUUUACUGUGAAUUUCAAGAUUGCCCUAUUGAAUUGCUUCACCCACCUGAGGACUGCAACGUGAAUUCUUCCUUAUCCUUCACCCUUCAGAUAUGUCGUGUUGAAGAUAUUAUAAUUGAGGGCAUUGUUACAGGAUCUGUUGUUCAUUUUCACUGGGUUAGAACUGUUGUUGUCCAUUCUUCUGGUGAAAUUACCACGUCAGCUUUGGGAUGCACUGGUGGGGUGGGUAGGGGAACAGUACUCAAUAAUGGUCUUGCUGGAGGUGGAGGGCAUGGUGGCAGAGGUGGGAUGGGAUAUUAUGAUGGCAGUUUUAUUGAAGGUGGUGUUUCUUAUGGAGACGCUGAGUUGCCUUGUGAACUUGGUAGUGGUAGUGGAAAUGAUAGUCUUGCUGGUGCAACUGCUGGUGGUGGAAUAAUAGUGAUGGGUUCACUGGAGCACUCACUCUCAAGUUUGUCUGUAUAUGGUUCCCUUAGAGCUGAUGGAGAAAGCUUUGGAGAAGUUAUCAGAAAGCAAGAUCAUAGUACCAUUUCAAACAUUGGUCCCGGUGGUGGAUCUGGUGGAACCAUCCUUUUAUUUGUUCAUUCAAUCAUGCUUGCUGAUUCUUCUGUUAUCUCAACUGCUGGAGGACAUGGCAGCCCAAGUGGUGCUGGUGGUGGAGGUGGUGGACGAGUUCACUUUCAUUGGUCAGAUAUCCCAACCGGGGAUGCAUACCAACCCAUAGCAAGUGUGAAAGGAAGCAUUAAUACCAGGGGAGGCUUUGGCAGAGGUCAGGGUCACACUGGAGAAAAUGGCACUAUCACUGGAAAGGCCUGUCCUAAAGGGCUUUAUGGUAUCUUUUGUGAGGAAUGCCCUCUUGGGACGUUUAAGAAUGUCAGUGGAUCUGAUAGAGUCCUUUGUCAUAGUUGCCCAGCUGAUGAGCUUCCAAGUCGAGCCAUAUAUGUUGACAUUCGGGGUGGUGUAACUGAUCGCCCCUGCCCUUACAAGUGCAUUUCUGAAAGAUAUCAUAUGCCACACUGUUACACGGCACUUGAAGAGUUGGUAUAUACCUUUGGCGGGCCAUGGUUUUUUGGUCUUAUUCUUUUAGGCCUCCUCAUUCUUUUAGCACUAGUUCUUAGUGUUGCAAGGAUGAAAUAUGUUGGUGGAGAUGAAUUACCAGCUCUCAUGCCUGCUCAUCGUGGCUCUCAAAUAGAUCACUCGUUCCCUUUCCUAGAGUCAUUGAAUGAGGUUUUGGAGACAAAUAGAACUGAGGAAUCCCAGAGUCAUGUGCACAGAAUGUAUUUUAUGGGAUCAAAUACAUUUACUGAACCUUGGCAUCUUCCUCAUGUUCCGCCCACACAAUUAAUUGAAAUUGUAUAUGAGGAUGCCUUUGAGAGAUUUGUGGAUGAGAUUAAUGAUUUAGCUGCAUAUCAGUGGUGGGAAGGAUCAAUCUACAGCAUUCUUUCUAUUCUUGCAUAUCCACUUGCAUGGUCCUGGCUACAGCAAUGCCGGAAAAGGAAAUUGCAACAGCUACGUGAAUUUGUUCGAUCUGAAUAUGAUCAUUCUUGCCUUCGUUCUUGCCGUUCACGCGCAUUGUAUGAAGGACUUAAGGUUGCUGCAACUGCUGAUCUGAUGCUUGCGUAUGUGGACUUUUUCCUUGGUGGAGAUGAAAAGAUAGGUGACCUUCCUCCUCGUCUUUAUCAAAGAUUUCCAAUUUCUUUGGUUUUUGGAGGAGAUGGAAGUUACAUGGCUCCUUUUUCUCUUCAAAGUGAUAACAUUCUUACGAGCUUAAUGAAUCAGUGUGUUCCACCAACCAUGUGGUAUCGACUAGUGGCUGGUUUAAAUUCUCAGUUGCGCCUAGUUCGCUAUGGACAUUUGAAACUAACUUUUGGCCAUGUUAUUAGCUGGCUUGAAACACAUGUAAACCCUACCAUAAUUGCAUAUGGUGUACGUGUUGAUCUUGCAUGGUUUCAGCCAACAUCUUCUGGUUAUUGUCAGUAUGGACUCGUGGUAUCUGCCACCAGCAAUGAGAAUGUGCAGUACUGGACUGAAGGUCAAGAUACAUAUUUUCCUUCUAUGGAGCAGUUAAGUUGGUCUGGUGCUAGUAGGGGAGCCUCAGUUGGUCGUCCAGGAGCUAGUGAAUAUUUAAGGAUAUUUGGAGGGAUAUUGCAUGCAAAAAACUUACAAACACUUAAAAUGAGGAGGGUGAUUUGUUAUCCCUUUUCACUUAUAGUUUGCAAUACCAAGCCUGUUGGUCAUCAGGAUCUUGUCGGUUUGCUUGUCUCUAUAUUACUUCUGGGAGAUUUUAGUUUAGUUUUGCUUACUUUGCUACAGAUGUAUUCUAUAUCACUGUUAGACUUCGUUUUAGUUUUUUUCAUCCUUCCUUUUGCAAUAUUUCUUUCGUUCCCGGCUGGUAUCAGUGCCUUGUUCAGUCAUGGACGAAGACAAUCAGCUGGCCUCGCACGUGUAUAUGCACUAUGGAAUAUCACAUCGUUGAUCAAUGUUAUAACUGCCUUUUUGUGUGGAUUUCUACAUUACUGGAGCCAUUCAAGCAGAAAACAUAUGAACAUUCAGUCAUGGAAUUUUAGCAUGGAUGAAAGUGAAUGGUGGAUGCUUCCUUCUGGAUUAGUUGUCUGUAAAAUAAUCCAAGCAAGACUUAUUGAUUUCCAUGUGGCUAACCAAGAAAUUCAAGAUCACUCUUUAUACAGCACUGAUCCAGAUGUGUUCUGGCAAUCUUGAAGUAAAACCUUUCUUCCUUCUUUCUUUCCCUGAAUACUUGCAUCAUAAGUAAAACAGCAUUUAGGAAACCCAUUUUUCUUUCCCCAAUUUGGUGUGAUGGAUUUGAAUAGUGAAGGAAUUUAAGCAUGAGUGGCACUUGAAUUUUGUAAAUGGUAGAUACUUCUAUAUAUGAUUUAUUUUCAUACAUAUGCACACACACAACAGAGUAAAGAAUCAAUGAACCGAACCAUUGUUUGAUACCCAAAUCAAUCAACGUGAUUAGGAUUUUUAUUUUAA
Gossypium raimondii (Peruvian cotton) is the source of this 4714-nucleotide messenger RNA. RefSeq lists its product as uncharacterized. The record is from RefSeq and is a predicted model, not a curated record. The coding region runs from base 140 to 4438 and encodes 1432 amino acids. Lineage: Eukaryota; Viridiplantae; Streptophyta; Magnoliopsida; Malvales; Malvaceae. The transcript has 22 exons.